AUGAAGAAUUCGUUCUUUUCUCAAUCGGCUCCCCCUCCUCUCUCGGCCCUAAAAGACAGAUUGAUUGACAAUCAUUUUUUAUCUAUCUAUCUAUCUAUCUAUCUAUCUAUCUAUCUAUCUAUCUCUAUCUCCCAGACUUCUUUCUUUCUUUCUUACUUUCUAGUCCAUUUUUUCUUUAUUUAUUUCUAUCUAUCUAUCUAUCUAUCUAUCUAUCUAUCUAUCUAUCUAUCUAUCUCGCCCAGACUCUUUCUUUCUUUCUUUCUUUCUAGCCCAGUCUUUUUCUAUCUAUCUAUCUAUCUAUCUAUCUAUCUAUCUAUCUAUCUAUCUAUCUAUCUAUCUAUCUAUCUAUCUAUCUCGCCCAGACUAUUUCUUUCUUUCUUUCUUUCUAGCCCAGUCUUUUUCUAUCUAUCUAUCUAUCUAUCUAUCUAUCUAUCUAUCUAUCUAUCUAUCUAUCUAUCUCAGUCUAUUCAUAUCUAUCUAUCUAUCUAUCUAUCUAUCUCAGUCUAUUCAUAUCUAUCUAUCUAUCUAUCUAUCUAUCUAUCUCAGUCUAUUUAUAUCUAUCUAUCUAUCUAUCUAUCUAUCUAUCUAUCUCAGUCUAUUCAUAUCUAUCUAUCUAUCUAUCUAUCUAUCUUAGUCUCUUUAUAUCUAUCUAUCUAUUUAAAUAUGUAUCUACCUAAUAUAUCUAUCUAUCUUACGCGCGCUAAAAUAUCUCUUGGUCAGGUUUCGCAGUCAACCGCUCAAAUUCCCCGAGACGACGCUGCCUCCCACUUGUCUCCCAAAUGGCAUGUAACUCCCCACUCCCGGACCGCUGCCUAA
Acanthosepion pharaonis is the source of this 816-nucleotide messenger RNA. The record is from the annotation of a GenBank genome assembly. Lineage: Eukaryota; Metazoa; Mollusca; Cephalopoda; Sepiida; Sepiidae.